Danaus chrysippus (African queen) is the source of this 942-nucleotide messenger RNA. The record is from the annotation of a GenBank genome assembly. NCBI's taxonomy places the organism in Eukaryota, Metazoa, Arthropoda, Insecta, Lepidoptera, Nymphalidae.
AUGGCAAAUAAAUGUCAACAUUGUGGUAAAUUCCUGUCAGCGUCAGAUGGCGCUAAGUGCACAAAAUGCACAUCAAUGUUCCAUAGGGCUUGCGUAAAUCUAAGCCCGGAAUCUCAUAUUCCUCAAAAAUGGAUGUGUCGUAGUUGCAGAAACAGUGGUUACAUUAAAUGUCUUCCAGCUUCCCUUGCUAACGAGGAAAGAAAUGAUGAGAAACUUAACGCAAAUUCGGCUAAUGAAUCCUCUCUCGUCCGUGAAAUAAAAUUAUUGAGAGCCGAGCUAGCCAUGGUUUCUGAAGAGAUGACAUCCUUUAGGCUCGAGCUGGCCAAAUUAAAUUCCUGCAUCACAGAAUUUAAUAACCACGUGGAUAGUAUUGAGGAGCGUUUAUCUUCACUGGAGCAACAGAAAGCAGGUAGCAACAUGGACCGGGAUGAUACCUCUCAAGAAGGAGUUGCUCAACUUCGUUCAGAUCUUAAUGACCGGGAGCAAGAAUGCUUUUCAAAUGAUAUAGAGAUAUCAGGUUUGACAGAAAAGCUCAGAGAAAACGUGCUUCAUAUUAUCACGCUGGUAGCCAAGAAAAUAGGUGUUAACCUUCAAGACGUCGACAUUGUGAGCGCGCAGCGAUCGGGUCCGCGUCGCGAUUCUCUGAGUAGCUGCGAGCAGGCGCGCCCGCGUCCUAUCACUUUCCUCAUUCCUCGAGUUCCGUUCGCAAAAAAGCCUCAUCAAAAUCUGUUCAUCCGUAUCGUGUUGACCUUAUCAUCCAGUUUCCUAGAUAUCAAUAAAAGUUCUUAUAAAAUCCAAGUAAGACACCAUGUUCCGUCACACAUCACAACAGCAUGUAACCUACUGGCUCUAACAUCGGCAGUGCGUCAAGUAUCGCUAGAUAUACAUGUAUGCCCGGAUUACACCGGACAGAUAACUAAUGGUCGCAUUAAGUCGAGGUAA